Bursaphelenchus xylophilus (pine wood nematode) is the source of this 7910-nucleotide messenger RNA. The record is from the annotation of a GenBank genome assembly. NCBI's taxonomy places the organism in Eukaryota, Metazoa, Nematoda, Chromadorea, Rhabditida, Aphelenchoididae.
AUGACUUCGUUUUGUAAAGAGAAUCGAGAUCUUAGCUGUUUCUUGGUUACCAAGCAUUCGUGGAAAGGAAAGUAAGUGUUUGAUUAUGUUACCUUUCCAGCUAGAUGCAUUAAAUUCUUUCAGAUACCGCCGUAUCUUUUCUGUCGGAACUCAUGCCGUUACCACUUACAAUCCUGACAAGUUGGAGAUUACUAAUCAAGUUUGUUUUUCUAUUGAUUGUUUUGUGUUUAGAAAAAAGCUGGUUGCUAUCAUGUAUUAAGUUUUAUGUUGCAGUGGAUGUACAAUGAGUUUAUUUCGAUCCGACCCGGACAGCGCAGUCCCAGCAGUGAUUCUCGUGGUGAUGAAUUCAUCAUUUUGGUUAGGAAGAAGGGCAAGAGCGACAAUAUGAGGUUUUCUUCCGAGUUCACCGAGGAAAUUCUCGCCCAAACCCUGUUAUUCCAGGAUAAGUUCGGCGAGAAACCCAUUGGAAGAAGGGUGAGUCGUUCAUAAAUCAAAUAAAAUUAAUUGGUUUAUUGAAUUAAUGGGAAGUUAUGAUAGUGUAAAGUCUUUAAAGAGAUAUUGCUAUUUUAGAGGUUUAAUGGUUACAAGUAUGGCUGGGCUAAUGAGAGACAGUCAGUGGUCAUCGAUCUCGGCCCAAACGGAAUAAAUCAAGUAAAUGAAAAAGGUGUUAGUGUCAAAGUUUACCAAUAUAACCACAUAAAACACAUUUAUCGAGUCUCGGAUUGCCCUGGAGGAUUUGUUAUUGAGAUUGGGGAUCAGCAUAGAAGGCAUUUGUUUGCUUCACAAGAGUCUGAAGAAAUCAUCAAGGAGUUGAGACAAUUGGCGUUGGAAUGUAUGGGAGUCCUUGUUAACGUGGCCAAGGAUCAUCUUUGUUUUGAAGAUUUUAUGGCAACAAGAUUGGGAUUGUGCAGGUAAGCUAUUAACUUUGUAUAUUUUAUAAUUUUUUGUUAGUAAGGAUGAACAGAUCACGUCUUAUGUUGAAUUCGAAGUUCGAAAAUACAGUCCUCGAAGUGAAGAACCGACCAGAAGAUUGUUAUGCUUAUCAGAGACUUGUCUCGUAGAGAGAGAUCAGCGAACGUACGGAGUUGUAUGUGCCCGCUUUUUGAAAUCUGUAAGUUAAUUUUUCAAUAUGACUGUUGUGUUUUAGAUAAUCUGUUUGUUCCGAGAUCCCAAUGAUCCUCAAACAUUCAGAGUGGAAUAUGAAAACGGUGAUCAGCGGACAUACUCUUCAAAAGAACGGUAGGAUAUUUGUUCUAUUGUUGUAUUACAUCUUUAGGGAUCAAAUAUUAUCCACGCUUAUUGAUGGAUCCCGAGCUUCUGGCAAUUAUCAGAUAUUUAUUUCUUCCCGAAGAUACGAAAGAGAUCUUCGGUUACUCCCAUUCAAACAACUGCUUGACGAAGAUGGCGAAGCCCAACUUCUGAAACACAUUGUGGAUGUCCCACCGGGUUUACGAAGAUCCGACAUGAUCCGUCGCUUUAACGCCAACAUUCCCUACAACGGUCUCACUUAUUCUCAACCCAAAGAUAGCUUCUUCUCGGAUAAUAACAAGAGCAGAAACAUAGUAAAUUGCCUGGAAGCAGUGUUGGCGGAGAGUUAUCCUCCUGAUGAACCGAUGUCUUUACUAAAAUGUGAAGCUCAGAUGGCUUGUUUACAUCGACUUUUUGCAUCAAAAGUGGGAUUCCAGGCAUUCACUGCCGUCAAUGGGUAAAUAAUUUUUGUGCGAUGAUGGUUUUAUAUUUGUUUUCAGCAUCCGUGAAAAGCUUGGAAAUCUUGUCGUCAAUGCAUUGGCCAGAAAAAGUGAGGCGAUUGAUUACGCAACAGUUGAGAUGUUAUGUUCCCUGAUGCAACCCAUGCAUCCAAACUAUGAACUAAAGUUGGAGCAACUGAACAAGCAAUCUCUUUUGUCGACUAAGGCGUUUGUUGAGCAUCUUCUUGACUUGAUUGUUCAUCAUGUGGUAAGUGUCCCUGAUUAGGGUUAUUUUGAAGUAUUUAUUUCAUAUUUUCAUCAUAUUUUUUAGAGUCGCGGAACUGGAGCGCUGGUUAUCGCGGCAAUGCUUGACUUCCUCACUUAUACAGUAUGCUCACCAUAUUCAGAAACUACUACGGGAGAAAUUUUCGACAUGAUAAUCGAAUUGGUGGCGGUCAGAGGACGAUCUUUCUACCGUCUCUUCCACAACUCAUGUCUUACAAUUGUAAAAGGAGCCGGGCUUGUAAUGCGAGCCAUUAUCGAAGAGAGUAAUCGCGACAUCUCGAAACAAAUGCAGGCUUUAUCGCUAACGGAAGGAGCUUUUCUCAAGCAUCUGGAAUUGGCAUUGUUGUCAUCGGGAAAGGAUCUAAGGGUGUUAACCAAUAAACAACUCUCUGGACAUCUGAUUUCCCUUUGGAUCGCUGAAAAUUCGGCCGCUAUGGAGCUUUUGAAGAGAUGCUUGGUAAGAUUUUGUACAAUCUCGAAGUGGGAUAUUGAGGUAUAAAGUUUAAUUACACAUUGCUUUAGCCUCGAGGUCUCUUGGAUUACUUUGAAUCGCCAGACAAACCGCCAGUCUCGGAAAAGGAUCUCCUUCUGAUCAGAAACAAUCUUGAAGCAGCACAACAAGAGAGCCAACAGUCCGCUCUACAAGCUCAAUUAAAAAGCAUGCAAUACACCAUGGAAGCUAGGAUUGAAACCCUCUUCCGACAUUGGAAUAUUGAACAGAAGAUUGGAUUUAACAGAAGAGAACCGGACAGAUCAGCUCGACAAGUUGUGUUGCGGCAAAGGAAACGACAUGUCAGAGCGACGGCCAAUUGGAAGAUGUUUGCCUAUCAAUUCAACAAAGAUCAUAGUCAAGCUGAUUUGAUUUGGAAUGAGAAAACUCGGGAAGAAUUCAAAAAGGCGAUUGUCGAUGAAAUGAGACAACUUCAGGCGGAGUUGGAAUUGGUCGAAAAGGAACACACGCUUGUCUCCUGGAACCACACUGAAUUCUUUGUGAGUUUAGAUUAUAAAUUUUGUGCAUAUUUGAUAAUUGGAGAUGAACUCCGAGAUUUUAGGUGGACUACCCAUCUCUGCAUGAUGAGAUCAGAAUUGGCGAUUACUAUCUUAGAGUACUUCUUGGUGAAGAUUCCGCUUCAGCUACCCCAAUUCAUGACCCUCAGCACUUCUUCAACACUGUGUAUCAUCGAUUCUUAUUGUCAAACAGAACUGAUAUGAAAUGUUUGUGUCUGCGAGCGAUGGGCAUUGCUUAUGAACGGCAUGUUAUGACCAUUGGCCCUUUUGGAGACUCUAAAUUUAUUGUCCAGAUGCUGUCUAGAUGUGUUAAUGUUGUUGAAAGGGAUCACUUUGUAAGUGGCUUCCUUGAUAAUUGUUACUUUAUUUCAUUGAUGGUAAUAUGCAAUUGUUUCAGUUGUUCUUGAUUAGUAAACUUGUCCUUGACAAGAAGAAUGUCCGAGAUCUGAUUAGUGAAGGGCUCGUGCCCAUCCUGGUUGAUCUUUCAAUGUUGGCCCACCUGCAUGUGAACAGAGCUAAGAUCCAUAGUCAGGUAGGGUUGAUACUGAAUGCAUCGAAGUAUUUUGUAGACCAAUGAGAUCCAAGGUGGCGAGAACACAUCUGAAAGCGAAUCAGAAGAAUGGAAGUAUGUGGACAAGAACAAUGCCAUUCAAGGGCCGUUCUGCUUCAAAAAGGUUUGUUCUGAUUGUUCUUUAGGUAUCUUGUAAUUUAGAUGAAAGAAUUGUACAAAAAUGGGGAUAUAUUCGAAAAAACCCAGGUCUGGGCGGAGGGAUUGGAAGUGUGGAUGAACCUGUCUUCUGUCCCCCAAUUCCGGUGGACUGUUUGUGCAAAGGAGCCCAACCAAUCGGCUGGGCAAGCUUCCAAUUGUGCUCCCUUGUACAACCUCACAGAACUGGCCGUUCUCUGCCUUGAUGUUCUCAAUCAGAUGUGCGCUUUCUUCCCAUCCCGGGAUGAAUCCAAUGCCAUCGUCCGACCCAUGCCCAAGGUCAAGAAGAUUAUUUCCGAGCCAGUCAUUCUCUACCAAUUGGUCCAACUUCUCCUCACAUAUGACCCAGCCAUUGUUCAACGGGUUUCAACUCUGGUACUAGAUGUAAUGAUGGACAAUCCCAACAUAUCCCGGCUUUAUCUCAGUGGAAUUUACUUUUUCAUUCUUAUGUACAACGGGUCUAACGUUCUUCCGGUGGCCAGAUUAUUGCAUUAUACCCAUCUGAAGCAGGCAUUCAGGUCGACUUUGGUAUGUUUCUCUAGUUUUAUGUAAUACCGGUAUAUUUCUAUGGCUUUUCUUAUUUGUCGAUUUCAGGCCAAAUCCGAAAUAAUUUCUCACAGUGUGCUCUCUCCAAUUUUGCCUGAGGCUACGAUCUAUUAUCUUGAGGCCUAUGGUCCAGAGAGAUAUGCGGAGGUUUUUCUGGGAGAAUUUGAGAACCCGGAGAUUAUCUGGAACACGGAGAUGAGAAGCCACAUGAUCAGUAAGAUUGCCAUCCAUAUAUCCGACUUCUCUUGUCGCCUCACAUCUAACAUAAAGUCUCUGUACAAAUAUUGCCCGAUCCCACCAAUCGAAUAUCCCCAACUUGAUGAGGAAUUGUUCUGCCAUUAUUACUACCUCAGGCAUCUUUGCGAUGAACAGAGGUUCCCCAAUUGGGAGAUCAGAGAACCCGUUCCAUUCCUACGAUGUUGUUUGGCUGCCUGGCAAGAAGAAAUUGAAAAGAAACCGUCCUCAAUGUCCAUUGAAGAGGCUUGCAAAGAGCUGGAACUCAACCCAAAGGACGAAAAUUGGCAAGACACUUCAACAGUACGAAGAGCUUACUUUAAACUCGCCCAGAAAUACCAUCCAGACAAGAACCCGGAAGGCCGCGAGAAGUUCGAAAAAAUUAAUUUUGCCUAUGAAUUUUUGACGUCGGCUUUGAUUCGAAACAAGAACCAAUCCGAUCCGGACGUGAACAGAAUCGCCAUUUGUCUCAAAACACAGUCCAUCAUUUACUCACGACACCUGGAGACACUUGCACCAUACAAGUACGCCGGUUACACUCAUCUCAUCAGAACCAUCAACCUGGAGGCUUCGGAUGCUGCUCUCUUUUCAUCGGAUAAAUUGCAUUCUGGAAAUCUGUUGAGUGCGGCUGUGGAACUAUGUUAUUGGACAUUAAAGAGCUCCGCGUUGAAUGCCGAACAACUACGGAGGGAAACGGGUCUGGAAGCGUUGUAUAAGACGUUUGAGAGAUGUGUCCCAAUGAUUUCCAAAGGCUCCAAGGAAACGGAUAUGCCCGUUCAAGUGUGUCGUCAUGUCUGCAACUGCUUUGCUGUGGCAGCUGAGUUCGAGCAAUGUCGCGAAAAGAUCAGUGAAAUGAAGCAGAUCUUCGGAUUGUUAUGUCAUUUACUCAAAUUCGAGGUAGGUAUUACGCAAUUAUGUUGGUUAUGACUUCAACCUUUUCUGAUGAUAUUAUUUUUAAGCAUCUUCCAAACCUUGCUGUUGCUGCCGCGGAAUGUGUUUGUUCCUUCUCGGUCUCCACCCUUCUCCAGACCUUCCUUUACCAAGCUGGUGUUAUCUGGCACCUGCUACCUCAUUUGUUCCGAUUCGAUUACACUCUUGACGAAGGUGGAGUUCAACACAGCGAGGAGUCCAACAAACAAGCGGUCCAUAAUCGACUUGCCAGAAGUUCUGCUGAAGCCCUCGCUUGUCUAGCUGGCUUCCGACAGGAUACGCCCGAUAAUGAUGGUGUGCAGAACAGUCUCAACGCGUUGAUCACCAAGUUUGUCUGUAAAUUAAUGAUGGACGAUGAGAUGGAUAAGGUUCUGAAGGUACUAAACUCGAACGUAGAAGAUCCUUAUAUCAUCUGGGACAAUGGGACAAGAGCAGAGCUUAUGGAUUUUGUCGAGAAAAAAAGAACUUCUCCAGAGAACGACUUUGGAGCCGAGUUUACUCUGAGUGUGUACGCGAAGGAGCUUAUUGUUGGUGACAUCUUUGUCAGAAUUUACAACGAACAACCGGAAUUUAAACUUUAUGUAAGUCGAGGAAGCUGGUACAUUUACUGUUAUUUCAUAGGAUCCAAAAUCUGUGUGUGUGGACCUGGUCGAGUAUCUGAAACGACAUAUCGAUACUUUGAUGGGAGUGAAGAAGCCUGUUUUGAAUGGUGCACCAAAGAAGCCUACUAAUCCAGAAAAUCUAAUUGACUUAGAUGAACCAGAAGAACCAAUAAACAUCAAAGAAUCAGCCAGUCAGAUACCUCUCAGUGAGAAAGUCGAAAUGGUCUGGAAAGCUUUGGAUAAUGUCCUACUCAACUAUGCAGGUACGAUUGUGAUGCAUCAGGCCUAUGUUGAUUAUUGGUUUAGGUAUCGAGAUCCUUUUGAUUGGGCAUUUCCAACUCAUAUUUGAUUACCUCCGGCUAAACCAUCUCCAAAAUGUGCAAAUUCUUGCAUUGAGUGUCAUCUCAAAGGCCGCCAACAACAAGGAAUGUGUGAAUGAUAUCUCGUGUACGGUUCAGCUUCCCUUGCUGUUACUGCUGCUGGUGAAGAAUCCCUCGGCCGCUGAUCGAAUCCUGAGAACAUUGAUUGCCUUAUCCUCCAACGGAACUGUCGUCAAGAAUCUUCUUGAAUUUGGCGGAUUACUGUACUUGUUACAUAUCCUGAUGCAACAAAAAGGAGAUCAAAAUGAAGAGAACAGACUCCUGGUAGCAGAGUUGUUGGCCAAACUUCAAGCCGACAAGCUCAGCGGGCCCAGAUGGAGCCGAUUUAUCAUAAAGUAUCUUCCUCCCAUUUUCGCGGAUUCUCUAAGGGACAGUCCGGCCAAUGCGUAAGUGAGCAUCAAGUUGAAUACUUAUUCGAUUUUAGAAUUCGUAUGCUGGAUUCGAACACCGAGAACCCGGAAUUGAUUUGGAACGACACGAUCAGAGCCAACGUCCGCCAACAAGUCGGUCAGUCGCUCCAGGAACUGCUCACCACUCAAUCCAGAGAUCUCAAUGCCAAAUGGUCCCAGACUCUCCAAAACACGAAUGACCAGACGACGGCUUAUUCGUCUACAAUUGCAGGAGAACUAAUUGUUGGAGGAGUAUUCAUUCGCUUGUUCAACCAGAACCCGUCUUGGAUUGUCAGACAUCCAAAACAGUUUGCCACCGAACUCAUGGAGUCGGUCUUGGAGUUGAUGCAAAAACCGAAUGAAAAUCUGCAACCAGUAACUUCAGCUCUGGUGUCAUUGAUAACCAACCACCCGACAACCGUUGAUCAGGUUAGUUUGGUUUAAAUAGUAUUGCGAAUGGAGUUAAGCUUUAUGUCUAAUAGCGAAAUCAUUUUAGAUACCAGCACAAGGAUAUCUCCCUCAAUUCUGCCGAGUUAUGCACAAUCCCAACCCGGAUGCCGCCAAAUCAGCACUCCUAAUUCUCCAACAAAUGAGUGAGAACCAAUACUGUGCCGAUUCUCUGGCUUCUCAGCCGGUAAUCAAAGGAAUACAAGUAUGCAUGAGUAAACAACCUGAUCUAAUGUCUGAAGCCGCCCAUUCUCUAAAAUGCCUCACCAAGAAUCCGAAGCCAGAACUCGCUGAACAGUUUUUGAAAACCGAUAUCAUCAACAUUUUACUCAAGGUAUUAUCUGGAGAACUCACGGGAACUGGGAAUGUGUCAGCAGCCAAGGCCGAGAUUGUAGAUGCAUUGAAAAGCAUCUGCAGAGACCUGCAAUAUGGAGAAAGAAUCGAAGAAAUAUUAAAUAAGUCGACUGUAUGGACCCAGUAUAAAGACCAACGCCAUGAUCUAUUUCUACCAGCUUCACGAACUCAAGCCAUUGCAGGUAAGUAAUUAGACAAUGUUAUCUUAACUCAUACCAUACCGUUUGCAACAUAACGAAUUCUUUUUUUAAGGACCCGGAGGCGGCUCCGUUGCUGGGUACCUUACCGAUGGAAUGUUUGAAGCUCCACCCGUCCCUCCUCCACCACCCCAACACCCAUGA